Messenger RNA from Cavia porcellus (domestic guinea pig), 9351 nucleotides. RefSeq names its product insulin receptor (gene Insr). Bases 484 to 4599 code for a protein of 1371 amino acids. The record is from RefSeq and is a predicted model, not a curated record. Gene Ontology annotation, cellular component: insulin receptor complex; axon; plasma membrane. NCBI's taxonomy places the organism in Eukaryota, Metazoa, Chordata, Mammalia, Rodentia, Caviidae. Gene Ontology annotation, biological process: multicellular organism development; glucose homeostasis; positive regulation of kinase activity. Gene Ontology annotation, molecular function: ATP binding; phosphatidylinositol 3-kinase binding; insulin receptor substrate binding. The transcript has 21 exons.
GGAGUCCGCGCCGCCUUUUCGCGCGGCCCGCACGGGGCCCAGCUGACGGCCGCGUUGUUUACGGGCCUGAGCAGCCCUCGCUCCCGCCGCCCAGGUGCCCGCCCGCGCGUCCGUCUGCCCGCGCGCCCCCCGGUCCCAGAGUCCGCACAUCGCGGCCCGGAGCGCGAGGGCCCGAGCGCCAAGAGCCCGGGGCGCAGCGCGGAGCUUAGGGGCCUGAGGUCGCAGGCCGGGCCGGGCCGGGCUGCGGUGGCCGGGAAGGGAUCUGGGCCGCCCUCGCCGAGCCGCGCCACCGCGUUUGGAGCGAUCCAGGCCGCGCGCCCUCCCCGGCGGUGCCCAGGCCUCUCCCGUGCUCGCUGCGGCCCGGCGUGGGACGGAAAGAAGGACGCGCAGCCCCGGAGCCUCCCGGGCGGCCACCUCAGAUGAUGUUCCCCGCGGGCCGGCGCCGCGCGCUCUGAUCUGCGGGGACCCCGCGCUCUGGGAGCCAUGGGCGCCGGGGGCGCGCGGGAGGCGCCGGGCGCGCCGCUGCUGCUGGUGGCGGUGGCCGCGCUGCUGGUGGGCGUCACGGGCCACCUGUACCCUGGAGAGGUGUGUCCGGGCAUGGACAUCCGGAACAACCUCACCAGGCUGCACGAGCUGGAGAACUGCUCCGUCAUCGAAGGCCACUUACAGAUCCUCCUGAUGUUUAAGACGAAGCCAGAAGACUUCCGUGACCUCAGCUUCCCCAAGCUUGUGGUGAUCACCGACUACCUGUUGCUCUUUCGGGUCUACGGGCUGGAGAGCCUCAAGGACCUGUUCCCCAACCUCACCGUCAUCCGGGGCUCCCGCCUCUUCUUCAACUAUGCGCUGGUGGUCUUCGAGAUGGUGCACCUCAAGGAGCUGGGCCUCUACAGCCUCAUGAACAUCACGCGCGGCUCCGUGCGUAUCGAGAAGAACAACGAGCUGUGCUACCUGGCCACCAUCGACUGGUCGCGCAUCCUGGACUCCGUGGAGGACAACUACAUAGUACUGAACAAGGACGACAACGAGGAGUGCGGGGACAUCUGUCCGGGCGCCGCCAAGAGCAAGACUCAUUGCCCCUCCACGGUCAUCAACGGGCAGUUUGUGGAGCGAUGCUGGACCCACACUCACUGUCAGAAAGUCUGCCCGACCGCCUGUAAGUCCCACGGCUGUACCGCUGAAGGUCUCUGCUGUCACAGCGAGUGCCUGGGCAACUGUACGGAGCCCGACGACCCCACCAAGUGCGUGGCCUGCCGCAACUUCUACCUGGAUGGCAGGUGUGUGGCGACCUGCCCGCCACCCUACUACCACUUCCAGGACUGGCGCUGCGUGAACUUCAGCUUUUGCCAGGACCUGCACAAUAAAUGCAAGAACUCUCGCAGGCAGGGCUGCCACCAGUACGUCAUCCACAACGACAGGUGCAUCCCCGAGUGUCCCUCUGGAUACACGAUGAAUUCCAGCAACUUGAUGUGUACCCCAUGCCUGGGCCCCUGUCCCAAAGUCUGUCAUCUCCUGGAAGGUCAGAAGACCAUCGACUCGGUCACCUCGGCCCAGGAGCUUCGAGGCUGCACGGUGAUCAACGGGAGCCUCAUCAUCAACAUCCGGGGAGGCAAUAACCUAGCAGCAGAGCUGGAGGCGAACCUUGGCCUCAUUGAAGAGAUUUCAGGGUAUCUAAAAAUCCGCCGGUCCUAUGCCCUGGUAUCACUUUCUUUCUUCCGGAAGUUGCGCCUGAUUCGAGGGGAAACCUUGGAAAUUGGGAACUACUCGUUCUACGCCUUGGACAACCAGAACCUGAGGCAGCUGUGGGACUGGAGUAAGCACAACCUCACCAUCACGCAGGGGAAGCUGUUCUUCCACUACAACCCCAAGCUCUGCCUGUCCGAGAUUCACAAGAUGGAAGAGGUCUCGGGGACCAAGGGCCGCCAGGAGAGGAAUGACAUCGCACUCAAGACCAACGGGGACCAGGCGUCCUGUGAAAAUGAAUUACUCAAAUUCUCUUUCAUCCGUACAUCUUCUGACAAGAUCUUGCUGAGAUGGGAGCCCUACUGGCCGCCUGACUUCAGGGACCUCCUUGGAUUCAUGCUUUUCUACAAAGAGGCCCCAUAUCAGAACGUGACCGAGUUCGACGGGCAGGACGCGUGCGGCUCCAAUAGCUGGACCGUGGUGGACAUUGACCCACCCUUGAGAUCCAAUGACCCCAAGUCCCAGAACCACCCUGGGUGGCUGAUGAGGGGUCUCAAGCCCUGGACCCAGUACGCCAUCUUUGUCAAGACCUUGGUCACCUUUUCUGACGAGCGUCGGACCUACGGGGCCAAGAGUGACAUCAUCUAUGUGCAGACGGAUGCCACCAACCCGUCUGUUCCACUGGACCCCCUCUCCGUGUCUAACUCCUCGUCCCAGAUCAUUCUGAAGUGGAAGCCGCCCUCGGACCCCAACGGCAACAUCACGCACUACCUGGUCUAUUGGCAGAGGCAGGCGGAAGACAGCGAGUUGUACGAGCUGGAUUACUGCCUCAAAGGGCUGAAGCUGCCCUCCAGGGCGUGGUCGCCGCCGUUGGAGUCCGAUGAUGCCCAGAAGCACAACCAGAGCGAGUACGAGGAUGCGGCCGGCGAGUGCUGCUCCUGCCCCAAGACCGACUCUCAGAUCCUGAAGGAGCUGGAGGAGUCCUCCUUCCGCAAGACCUUCGAGGAUUACCUGCACAACGUGGUCUUCGUGCCCAGGCCCUCCCGGAAACGCAGGUCCCUUGGCGAGGUGGCGAACGGGACCGCAUUGGUGCCCACGGCACCCAGCUUCCCUGGCGUCUCCACCCCCAGCGUGCCCGGCAGCCAGGAGGAGCCCAGGCCCUUCGAGAAGGUGGUGAACAAGGAGUCGCUGGUCAUCUCGGGCCUGCGCCACUUCACCGGCUAUCGCAUUGAGCUGCAGGCCUGCAACCAGGGCGCCCCGGAGGAGAGGUGCAGUGUGGCCGCCUACGUCAGCGCCCGGACCAUGCCUGAAGCCAAGGCGGAUGACAUCGUCGGCCCUGUGGCCCACGAAAUCUUUGACAACAAUGUUGUUCACUUGAUGUGGCAAGAACCGAAGGAGCCCAACGGCCUGAUCGUGCUGUACGAAGUGAGCUAUCGGCGCUACGGGGAAGAGGAGAUGCAUCUGUGCGUGUCCCGCAAGCACUAUGCCCUGGAGCGCGGCUGCAGGCUGCGAGGGCUGCAGCCCGGUAACUACAGCGUGCGCAUCCGCGCCACCUCCCUGGCGGGAAACGGCUCCUGGACCGAGCCCACCUACUUCUACGUGACGAAUUAUUCAGAUGUCUCAUCAAAUAUUGCAAAGAUGAUCAUCGGCCCCCUCAUCUUCGUCUUUCUCUUCAGUGUUGUGAUCGGGAGUAUUUAUCUAUUCCUGAGAAAGCGACAGCCAGACGGACCGAUGGGACCGCUAUAUGCUUCCUCAAACCCAGAGUACCUCAGUGCCAGCGACGUGUUCCCGUGUUCUGUGUAUGUGCCGGACGAGUGGGAGGUGCCUCGAGAGAAGAUCACCCUCCUGCGAGAGCUGGGGCAGGGCUCCUUCGGCAUGGUGUAUGAGGGGAAUGCCAAGGACAUCAUCAAGGGGGAGGCAGAGACUCGUGUGGCGGUGAAGACGGUCAAUGAGGCGGCCAGUCUCCGGGAGAGGAUCGAGUUCCUCAACGAGGCUUCAGUCAUGAAGGGCUUCACCUGUCACCACGUGGUCCGCCUCCUGGGGGUGGUGUCCAAGGGCCAGCCAACACUGGUGGUGAUGGAGUUGAUGGCCCAUGGAGACCUGAAGAGCUACCUCCGUUCCCUGCGGCCAGAGUCUGAGAAUAACCCUGGCCGCCCUCCCCCUACACUGCAAGAGAUGAUUCAGAUGGCGGCGGAGAUUGCUGAUGGGAUGGCAUACCUGAACGCCAAGAAGUUUGUACACCGGGACCUGGCAGCUCGAAACUGCAUGGUCGCCCACGAUUUUACCGUCAAAAUCGGAGACUUUGGAAUGACGAGAGACAUCUACGAAACGGAUUACUAUCGGAAGGGAGGCAAAGGCCUGCUCCCCGUACGGUGGAUGGCACCAGAGUCCCUGAAGGACGGGGUCUUCACUGCUUCUUCCGACAUGUGGUCCUUUGGUGUGGUUCUUUGGGAAAUCACCAGCCUGGCAGAACAGCCUUACCAAGGCCUGUCCAAUGAGCAGGUGUUGAAAUUUGUCAUGGAUGGAGGGUACCUGGACCAGCCCGACAACUGCCCUGAGAGAGUCACUGACCUGAUGCGCAUGUGCUGGCAGUUCAACCCCAAGAUGCGGCCGACUUUCUUGGAGAUCGUCAACCUGCUGAAGGAUGACCUUCACCCCAGCUUCCCAGAAGUCUCCUUCUUCCACAGUGAGGAGAACAAGGCCCCCGAGAGCGAGGAGCUGGAGCUAGAGUUCGAGGACAUGGAGAACGUGCCCCUGGACCGGUCCUCGCACUGUCAGAGGGAGGAGGCUGGGGGCCGGGAGGGAGGAUCCUCAUUGGGCAUCAAGCGGACCUACGAAGAGCACAUCCCUUACACCCACAUGAACGGGGGCAAGAAGAACGGGCGGAUUCUGACCCUCCCUCGCUCCAGCCCUUCCUAAUGGCACCUGUCUGGGGAAAGGCUUCCCGAGAUUGUCCACUUCCCUCUGGUUUGAACAGAAAACUCAGGAUUCUCACAACUCUCCCCUGAUGUCAAAUGGAGCUCAGGUGGCCCCUGGGUGUUUGGUGUUCAUCUUUUGACCUAAAGUGUACGGAUGUCAUUGGCAACUCACUCACUGUCGUCAGAGGCUUUAACUGUGAACCCAGAGGGGACGGGCUUUCCACAGCUGCUGCCUGUUUGGGGCAUAAACAGUUUCAAACCAGGACUCUUUUUUUUUUUUUUUUUUUUUUUCUGUUUUUGUAGGAGAUUGAAAAGAAAAAAAAAAACCACCUGUUUUACAGAUUUUUUUUUUCUUUUGCUGGUGUCUGAGCUAUAAGAUAAAUCUUAUUUGUGGCACAAAGGUUGGCAAGAAAGAAGAAACAAAACCCUGUUCCAGAAUUCCAAGCGUGACAGGGUGAGCUUUGAGAAGAUAUUUUUCUCAUCCAGGUGGAAGGAUUUUAUUUUAUUUUUAUUUUUCUUAUUCACAAAAUCGGUUCCUCAAAUCGACCAAUAGCUGCUGCUUUCCUGUUUUUGAUAAAGGGUAUGCAAUCCCGACGUGUGUGCACAUACACACGUGUGCAUCAGUGUACAUGUGUGUCCAGUUUAGAGACUGCUGGUGUGUGUCUGUGUGUGCGUGUGCGUGUGCGCAAAAUAUUCGUGCUGGAUUGAUGUUUUGGGUACUGGCUCAUGAAGGUUCUGCUGUUCGGUAUGUUUAGACUCACAGCCUCCUCGCGCUCCUUCCGUAUUUAUGGGAGACUGUGUCCUCUCUGGACUCUUCUCAUGGUGAGAAUCUUGCCUUCGCUGUCUUCUCUUCCUUCCCUUUGGUGGUGAAAUGUUUUCCAGGUGCUAAUUGACAAGCACUUGGAGUGAUCCUGGAUCUCUGGAAGACCAAAAAAUCCAGAAUAAAAAACAAAAGAAGAAGAAGAAAAAGGAGGAAGAGGAGAAGGAGUGAGGGAGGAGGAAGAGGGAAAAGAAGAGGGAGAAGAAAGAAAACAAAAACUGAGGCGACGAGUGUACUGAGAAUAUAUUUGCAGCGUGUUUAAUUUUUCAGCAAUCUCUGGCUCUAGCCUGAUAAGUUAUUGACUAUUUCCCGGGUGUUGGGUGGGAGGUGGUGAGUGGGUCUCCCUGUGGGGGCAACGGGGGCGGGACACACACGUCCUCGUUGGGUUUUACAGACAUCCGUUUUCUGGGAAUGAUGCCACAUUAGCUGCUAACCCUUUUUGGACAUCUUGAGGUCACGCGGAGGCUGAGAGCAACUGGGUUUCGUGGGUGGCCCGGUUCAGUUCCUAAAGUCUGCUGACAGUUUCCUGUGAGGAUAAGCUGGUGAUUCCCUAGAGCUGAGCCUGCCUUUGAGAACACCUGUGUUCACCCGCUGGUUCUCUGUGUGUACCUCACCUCUGAGGCACUUCUCCUCCUGGGUGUGUACCUUCUUCAGUUAUUAUGCAAACACAACAAAAUCUGGUCCAAAGACUGACGACAUGGAUGGACUUCACCAAUACUAAGCAAUAUUCGAGGAGCUACCCUGAGACUACCUGUCGGUGCCCUUCUACUCUUGGGGUCUCUGACUGUCCUCAGAACCAAACUCCCAGAGCUACACAGGGCCCAGGGACCACAGCUGGGCCAGAUGUGGUGCCUGAGUGUGUUUCUCAGGCACUUGUCGUGUCACAGGCCCUAAGAGACUUCACGUCUGGAGGAGAAACCAUCAAAGGCCUUCCCGUCAAUGAGAACUUCCACAUGGAUGUGAAUCCACUGUUUCUUCUUCAUGUGAAAAGAACCACAGCUGCUCCAGUGAAGAAUAUGGUGACCCCACUGCUUGGGGUCAUUGGAACGAUCACCCUAGAGUUAUCCCUGAGUGCAUUUUCUUGUAAGUGUUCAAUUGCUUCCUUCUCUUCUUAGGAGUCAUGGGAUAGAGACAUAAUGGCAACCUCCGAGCUCUCUCAAUUGAGAACACAGGUAGACGCAAAUCCCAAUUGCAUAUUGCUAUUAUUUAUAUGAUUUGAGAAAUUGCAGUGUGUAAAGUACAGCUGGGGGAGCAUCUACGGUGGGUACAAGACUCAAGAGUACAGAAAUUAUUUUUUGCCAAAAUGAAUUUGUAAAUAGAAGAGGGUCUGUACGUAAAUUAAAGACACACAUAGAUCUAGGUAUUUUGUUCUUUUCAGAGAAAAUUUGUAGUGGUCCUAUACUACAGUAGCAGCAAUUUUCACAUUUUUCUAAUUCAGAAAGGUUUUUCUUAUAUUACUGGGGGAAAGUAUUUAUUUUAAUAUAUAAAAUCACUCUAAAAUCACUUUCGUAAAAAACAGUGCAUGUAAAUUUUUAUCAAGGAAAAGUAAACAGGUGAGUGUGGGUAGUGAUUUUUUUUUUAUCAGCACAGUCUACCUCAGUGUACUGUUAGGAUGUGGUUCAAUACAGACAUCUUUGGGAUAUCAGAAUUCCUUUUGGAUCCAAUCUGUAUCAGGGAAAAAUAGGUAUCAAAGGACUCUGGACGCCAGGGACCAGUAAGGAUUUCGAAGGAUGGAGUUGGGGUGGAGAAAGUUGUGGCCUUCAUGUGAACAUAAAUCCUUUUACUCCUGGCUGCUAAUAUUCUCUAAAUUUAAUCUUCAUUUGGAAAUGAAAUCUAUCUUUGACACUGUGCUCCCCAAACAUAACCCAUGUUGUAGGCCUUGGUGACAUAUCUGACACAUGGGGGUAUGGUCUGUCUUGUGUUGAGAGGUCAGUGUCCCAGGCCCUGUUGAGGCCAGAUAGGCUUUGACUCACAGCCAGUACCUCACCUGUCCCACUAAGUACCCCCAAAGGGAGCACAAAGGUGCCCGGUCCUCUGAUGGUUUGUUUCCAUUCCUUUCAGACUGGUGAUAUUCUGUUCUUGGGCACCUCAUGUAUAACACCUAGAGCAAUUAGGGCAGUGCCUCUUAUUUUUUUUCUCUGAGUGGAAAGGACACAUCUUGGGAAACCCCACUCUAAAACUCAUCAGCAUGCUGACAACAAAAACUGGGACCCAAGUGAAGGUUUGGCUGAUCCCAAGCUGAUACUGACUGACUUUGUGCAACUUUGAAAACCCAUCUGAACCCACUUGUUGUCACACUCGCCAGACCUCAUUGCUGUCUUGCUUUUAGACGCUGCCCUUCAGGCUCACCCUUCUUCAGCUGCCCUGGAGAGUAGUGGUGCGCUGGUCCCACCCUGUGCAGAUGGGGCUUCACUGAUUACACUCGGACGUCUACUACUGCAUGGAAAAGACCAAGCAGUUGAAGGACAACGCAUUUCCUUUUAGCGUCAGGAAUUGUUCGUUUUGGAAACAACAGAACUUUGGCUGUAGAAAGGCACAGGUUUCUUGGGAGUUUGUGUAAGGGGUUACAAAAAAAAAAAAAAAAAGCAACAAGAUCAGAUUAGGUUGACAUUUCCUGUUGGUUUUUUAAAGAAGGCUCACUCCUAUAAAACAUUUUCCCUUAACGUGAGACCCAUGAUGUAGUAGUUUCUUCUUCUGGGAGAAGAAUGCCAGACAUUGCUUUUCUCCAUGGAUCAGUGAUGUCAUCCAAUACUAGGAAAUACUCAUUUUGGGGGCAGCUGUCCUAGGUGCUGUCCGGUCAUUUGAAGUUAGUACAAAGGGGAAGCAUUGCUGGUUCUCUGGAUACAGGCUGGGCACAACUGACUGAACAGGUGGGAACCGUUGCAAGGGUCUGCAUGUAAAAUGCUGUGGCUGCUGGGAAUUCUGCCACCAGCCGAUGGACAGAUCUUCUGCUCUGUCCUGCCAGGGCACUGUGAGAUGCAUGUAUUAGGUUGGGUGCUGUUUAUUUCAUCCCUUUGUGACACUGGACACUGGCCAGUUUCAUCAUAAGGACCCAGCCUGUGCUGGCCACCCUGGCAAAUGAAUGGAUGUACCAUAGUCCCAACAAGAGUUACUCUUCUGCUGCAUGGUGGGUAGAACUUUGGGGUUCAGUGUAUAUGGGUACCAUCUGGUGAGUCCUUGAUACUUAGGCUCUUUAGCAAUUACGGAUUUGUUGGUAUUGGGGAAAGAGGAAUGCUGAUUUUUAUAUAACGGGUGCACAAAGAAUAGCACCAUUUCAGAAUGCUGAUUUGCAGCAGAGGUGAGAUUGGAAAAUGGAAGAACAGACCGAUAAUUGUUUAGAAAACACACAAAAAUAUGAGGAGUUGUGACAGAAGGCAAAUGUGUCUUCAGGGGUCCCUAACACAUGGGGAGAUGUAAUGAUUUUUUUUUUUUUUUAGUUUAUUGUCACUUUCUGCUAAUCAUCAAAAUCCAGAACCAGGCUCCAGCCAAAUUUUAUCUCAGCAUGGGCCACCAAAAUCCUUGAUAAAAACCAGAUCACGAAUCUAGGGCUCUUGGUCCCUGUGGAGAAGGAAGGGAUAGCUCCCAGAUGAGUGUGCAUAGAUGCAUAUAUUCAGGAAUGGCUUGUGUGGUCUUCACACGUUGUGUCAAAGUUGCUGCUCUUUGCCCUUUUGUGUGCGUGGGUGGCCUCAGCCCUGCGUGUCAGCAGCGCGGGAUCCAAUGUGCCGCAGCUUUUGCAGAAAAAUAAUUCAGAAACACAAAGCCCACCCAAAGCUCCAUUAUUACUAUUUUUCAAUGUUUUCCUACAAGAGCCAAGUAGCACCAUGUACAGACUAUGCCUUUUUUAGAGGGAGGGGGAUUGAAAUUUUUUGUGCAUGUAAAAUAUGGGAUAAUUACUUGUUUAUAUUAAAAUUCUGAAUAAAUUAUCUGCGAAUA